Messenger RNA from Hydra vulgaris (swiftwater hydra), 681 nucleotides. The record is from RefSeq and is a predicted model, not a curated record. Lineage: Eukaryota; Metazoa; Cnidaria; Hydrozoa; Anthoathecata; Hydridae.
UGGAUGAAAGGUGAGAAUAUCAAAGUAAGAUAUGAUCUUCAUUCUAUAAUACGAAGUUGUGCAAUAUCACAUGGUACAUCUGAAUUUUGGGAGUAUGCAUUUCAAAAUUAUUUAAAAGGCGGCACUCAAAAAUAUAGUAUCCUCAUGUCUUUAACGGAAACGAAAAGCAAAACAAUUUUGCAAAGACUUUUAAACUAUACUCUUGAUACGAAUAUAAUUGGAUGGGAAGACUCACCUUAUGUAUUAGGUAGCAUAGCAAGUAACAGUCGCGUUGGUCGUGAGUUAACAUGGGAUUUUAUUAAGAAAAACAUUAAUAUGUUUCUGCAAAGGUAUGAAAAUGAACUGUUUCUUUUACCAAAGUUAUUGAGUGGUGUAAUUAACAGUUUUACUACUAAUGAAGAUCUAAGAGAUAUUGAACUUUUUUUCAACCACAAUAUGGACAUGAAGAGUGGAAAACAAGCAGUAAAACAGUCCAUUGAAAACAUCAAAUCAAAGUUAGAGUGGAAAAAAAAAAACGAAGAAGAUCUUAAUCGUUGGGUAUCGGAGAAUGCUUUCUAACUCCUGCUGGAGUUGAAUUUUUUUGACGUCAAUUGUGCUCUCUGUAAAUCAGCAAAAUUGUUUUUUUUUUUUUAAUUGUUGUCAAGUUGUUAAGAGAAUAACUAUUUUAUAUUAAUAACUAGA